AAGCCAAUUUUACUCUGCAACAGCUCCUUUCAGACAGACUUCGGGCCUCAGUUUCAACCCUCUCUUUCUGCAUUUUAACGAAAGCUUAAACAAUUUCUUUAGAAAGCACGAAGAAGAGUUCAGGAUUUGUGCCGGCGGACACAUCAGAAGAGCUUCUCGGGGGCUCCUUGGCCGGCCUCCCACCUCCCCCGCGCCGCGCAUGGGCUCGCCCAGCCGCACCACCUCCCCGCCGUCCGCUUCCCCCGCUAGCAGCGCCGUCUCGCCCGGCGACGCCAUUUCCGGGGCGGCCAUUUUGGGAGGCCGGCGCUCGGCGGCGGGUAGGUGCGGAGGGGGCGGGCUCGGGCCGCGCCGCAGCAGCAGCUGGUGUCAGGGCGGGGGGCAACCCGCGAGCCGGCGAGCGUGGGGCGCCACAGGGAGAGAGCCGCCGCCGCCGCCACCACCCGGAGAUCGCAGUCCCGCCAUGUCGGACUUCGACAGCAACCCCUUCGCCGACCCGGACCUCAACAACCCCUUCAAGGAUCCUUCGGUUACACAAGUGACAAGAAAUGUUCCUCCUGGACUAGAUGAGUACAAUCCUUUCUCUGAUUCGAGAACAGCUCCUCCAGGAAAUGUGAAAAUGCCUAAUGUACCCAGUACUCAGCCAGCAAUAAUGAAACCAACAGAAGAACCACCUGCUUACACUCAAAUUGCAAAGGAGCAUGCCUUGGCCCAGGCAGAACUACUAAAGCGUCAAGAAGAAUUGGAAAGAAAAGCUGCUGAACUGGAUCGCAGAGAAAGAGAAAUGCAGAGUCUCAACCAGCAGGGGGGUAGAAAAAAUAACUGGCCACCUCUUCCUGAGAAUUUUCCAGUGGGCCCAUGUUUCUACCAGGACUUCUCUGUAGACAUUCCUGUAGAAUUCCAGAAGACUGUAAAGAUUAUGUACUACUUGUGGAUGUUCCAUACAGUGACACUGUUUCUUAAUAUCUUUGGAUGUUUGGCCUGGUUUUAUGUUGAUGCUACUCGAGGUGUUGAUUUUGGAUUGAGUAUCCUCUGGUUCUUGCUUUUUACACCUUGUUCUUUUGUCUGCUGGUACAGACCACUUUAUGGAGCCUUCAGGAGUGACAGUUCAUUCAGGUUCUUUGUGUUCUUCUUUGUGUAUAUCUGUCAGUUUGCUGUACAUGUACUUCAAGCUGCAGGAUUUCAAAGAUGGGGAAACUGUGGAUGGAUUUCAUCUCUUACUGGUCUUAAUAAGAGUAUUCCUGUUGGCAUUAUGAUGAUCAUCAUAGCUGCACUUUUCACAGCAUCUGCUGUUAUCUCGUUAGUUAUGUUUAAAAAGGUUCAUGGUCUCUACCGCACAACUGGUGCUAGUUUUGAGAAAGCACAGCAAGAGUUUGCAACAGGAGUGAUGUCCAACAAAACUGUACAAACUGCUGCAGCCAACGCCGCAUCGACAGCAGCAACCAGUGCAGCUCAGAAUGCAUUCAAGGGUAACCGAAUGUAGAGGAAAUAAAAGAAAUUGUUGCGGUUUUCUUUGAUUGUGCUUUAUUUUCAGGUCAUUUAUUCUUUUUCCUAAAAGCCUAGAAUAAAAUUAACACAGCAUGUUUGUCUUUUCUUCAGCUGUGCAUGGGUAAAAUGGGAAAUGUUUUGUUCUGUUAUAAAUUUAUUUAUUUUCAAAGUAAAUUCUUUGCCCCUCUUUUGAAAGUUUCUAUCUGUGAUGUAAAGCCCUCUGUAUUUUAUGGGAGAUAAAUAAUUUCAACAAUUGGCCUCUUAUUGAACAAUGGUAUUUAAUGAUCAAAUAAAUAUAUUAGGAAUUUGAUAAAUUCUUCAAAUUUUUUUAGGGUAAGUCUUUUGAUAUAAACCUGUAAGUUUGCAUGAAUGCUGUUGAGCUAUCUGAUCAUACUUAAAUCGUGUUUUGGUCCAGAAUUUACUUGCACCACUUUAUAGCAUUUGUUUGUAUCUACUUUCAUGGAGUAUUCUCUUCCUGUGAGAAAUGACAAUGAUGCAUAAACAUUCUUUGUAACGGAAUGUGUAAUGCAGUGUAUAAGUUAAGGAAGUUAGCUGAUGGUUACAAUCACAGACAUAAAUGAUUAUAUACUAUGUUUUUUAUUUCAGUAUUUCUUUCUUGAGGUAAUAAUUUUGCUGGAAAAAACAGAUAUUGAUGUUUAGAAUUCUAGUUUCUUGUCUAGCUCUCCUCAUUGACUUGCAGUGGUAUUUUUGUUUUGGGGAUUCUUAGAUAUUUUUUUUUUAGUGUAGAUUUGUGUUUAAAAGUGGUACUGAAUUUCUAGCCUUGUCAGUCACUCUGUUUACUGCUUGUCCAAAAAUAUAAAUACACAGUAUUUAAUUUUCUUACAAUAAUAUUGUCUAAGAUCAAUCUUUUUAAGCAAUGGCAUUUAACAGAUACUUGAAUUCAUUUUAACAUAACUCAGCCAUCUCUGUGAUUUACGCUUGGAAGUAAGAGCUUCCUGUUUCAAACUGAAAAAGUGAAAACUAUUCAUCUUUCACAAAGUCAUUGAGCUGAAGGCCUAAAAGGUUGAACGGUUGCUGUGGAACAGAACAGUCAGUAAUGGGAUGUACCGUCAUAAUGUUCUAAAGUUUAAUCAGGUCUUAUUAUAAAGUGAUGGAUUUGUCCUUAGAAGGUUACUUAGAGUUCCUUGAUUUGGCUCAUGAGCAUAAUAUUUGGGCUAUUUUUUAAGCUUUGUUUUAGAAAGUGAAAGCAGAACAUCAUCCCACGACCUUAGUGUAAUUUUGUUGUGGCUGAAAUUUUUUCAGCUCUUAAUGUGAAUCACUUUUAGCAAGAUUGAGCCAGAAGUUUCUGAGGCCCCUCCAUGCUGACCAAUUAAAUCUUUCUCAUACGGUGUAUUUAUAAUAACAUAAAGUUUUUAUUUUUUAGUGCUAUUAACUUAAUUCCUUGAUGAGUACUACCAUUAGCUGUAGUAAUUAGUUUUCUUUAUUUUACUGACUUCUUUAAAUCCAACUUGAAUUUGGAUAAAUGUAGCAAUUUCACCUACGCAGAAGUUAAAUAUUUAGAUGAUAGUAUAUUAUUAUUAUUCUUUGCAUCGCAAUAUUAAAAGCAAUUUCAGUGUUCUAUCUAAUAGGGGCUCUAAAAUUUUACAGUAGUGAAUAGGUUAGCUUUGAACUUAAAUUUGUGUGGGAUGUUAAUAAAAGCUUUCCAGACAGGUCUUCAUUUUCUGCUGAGAUCGGGGACUACACUUCUAACAGCUGUACAUCAAAGUUGUUCUUUUCAAAAUCCUUUAAAUUUGACUUGGAGGAGCUGUAAUAUGGAUUAUUCUGAAUCUAAAUUUAAGUAGUUAACUUGGAUCUUCCUUGGAUUUGAAUUCCAGGGACAUAAUCCUUUCUUUAAGCUGAAGAAUGCGUAAUACAAAUUACCUGAAUAUAAUGAAGAAAAGAUAUAGAUUUAGGUAUAAAAACCUGAAUUUGGCAGGCAUAUUUUACCAAAUGUUUAAAUGUUCAGUGAGAAUGUUCAGUGUAUGCUGGGUGUCGAUUUGUAAUGUCCCGGGCUGAAUAUAUAGAUCUAAACCUCAUAAGCAAAAUUUAAGAGGCAGUUAUGUGAGCUUUUAAACCAGAAAUCCGAUGCUUUGCAGCCCAAAAGGAAGGAAGAAGUUUGAGUUUACCUUUGGCAACAAAAGGCUGAUGUUAGUUAAAAUACUUUUACCCAAAUAAAAUGAGAUUUUAGCCUCUUACUAAUUACCAGACUAUGGCACCCACUUGUCAUUUUGUAGUAUUGUGACAAAUUGAGUACAGAGUAUGAAGUUUAAACACUGGAAUGUCAGUAGUCAUUGAUACGUAAUAUAGGAGUAUUUAUCAUGGGGAUGUUUGUAUAUUUUGUAAAUUACUAACAAUGCUCUGUCAUCCUGGUGAAUGUCAUGAUUCUCUACAAAUACACUCCUUCUGUCCCUCUGUUGCAUGUCUGAGCUGUUCAGAAGUUUUGUAUAUUUAUUGUAUUAACACGGUGUCACAGAAUAAAAAGAAAAAACUUUUUUUCCGGGAUUUUUGCUCUGUAUAGUUUUGAACAAAAUAGUUUUUUCUUUCAAAAUUCAGGAUGACAUACAAGGCGGCUGAUCUAUGUAAAAAUCUCACUUGCUUUUUGUAAUUCUGUAUAUAAAUGCUUUAAUUAUGCUGGAAUGGGAAAGUUGCCCACUAUUGAAAUUAUACAUUAGGAUAAUCAGAAUAGCCAACUCAAAUAUUAUAAGAAACAUUCUCAAAUACUUGCAGCCUGCUUCCUUAUGCUAUAUAGCUAGAGAGUUAAAAUCCAAACAUGUUUUGUCAUUACUGAAUGAAAUUCUGUGGCUAUCCAGUGAAUCCUGAAACGUUACUGAAAGUAAAAUGAAGUUGCUGAAAACAGCAUUGGUUUGGUACUGCUUGUUUUCCUAAUUUCAAUUGAGUUGACAUGUGUCACUGCUGUGUCUUGGUCUUUUAUUCAUUAGGCUCUACCAGUCGUUUUUUUCCUGUGAUGUCACCUGUAACACCAACUCUCUUGUAUUGAAUGUAUUUCUGGGUUUUAUUUGAACGGGAAACAAAAAAUGAGUUUAUCUAUACCACUGUGGUAUCAAUACACAGAACAGUGCUCAGACAUACAGCCAGGAUUAUUCUGGGAGAGGAUAGCAGAUAUGAGACUUUGAAGAUGCUGGCACACUUGUACAUCAUUAAGUAGUGAAGGUGCUCAUCAGUGUGACCUGUGUCUUCAAUAAGCUACAAUCUCGGGUGGCAGUGGCAGCAUUAGAGGAACAGGUUUUGAACUUAGGUACACACACCUUACAUAAGAGACUGUGUGUAUGCAGACACCUGCUUUGAAAUCCACAGAGAUGUUUAAAGUAGUGAUGCACUGAGUGGCACCUGUCGCUGGAUUUGUUUGGGCUUUAGAUUUCCAAAAGUCAAGGAAGAUGCUUCAGAUCUUUCACCAUGAGCUACUUCUUGGAAGCUUAGAAAGUGUCAGAAGCUUAAUUAAUGUUAUCAGACCUGAGCAACUAUCAGAAAAAACAGACAUCCUGACUUUUCUUUCAACUAGUAAAAGCCUUGUUUCUUGUUCUUCGAUAAAUUUGCUUAGAGAGCAACAUACAACUCUUCAUUGUUUGUCAAGUUGCAGGUGAAAAAUAUACACAUUAAAGCAAGCGUAAUUUAAAAGUCUGUGACUGAGCAGUUUUUGUUCUAAACUUUGUCUGUACCCCUCCCACUACCCACUUUUUCAUGAGAAAUGAGCUGCAGUGCUUUAGUUGCAAAAUAAAAAUCAUGUCAGACGUGCUUUUAA
Molecule: messenger RNA, 5245 nt
Organism: Phasianus colchicus (ring-necked pheasant)
Lineage: Eukaryota; Metazoa; Chordata; Aves; Galliformes; Phasianidae
Gene: SCAMP1
Product: secretory carrier membrane protein 1
Biological process (GO): protein transport
Cellular component (GO): trans-Golgi network membrane; recycling endosome membrane
Source: RefSeq, a predicted model, not a curated record